UCAUUCUCGUUUUUUUUUUUUUCAAUCAAGAAUAUUUUGAAGCCGCUUAGACGGUUCUAAUUAUUAAUAGUUCACUUUAAUUAAUUAAACCCGUAUAGUAUGAAGCAAUAAGAUACACUUUCAUUUAAAAAAAAGCAAUAGUAUUUUAGAAAAAGGAACACGUAUUGUUUUUUUUAUUACAAAAGUCAACGUGGUGGGAAAACAAGAACGAAGGAAGAUAAAAAAAUCACUGCAAAUUGUUGAAUUGAAUUAUUGUUGGAAAGAAAAUAUGCAAAUUAAACAAGAAAAUUAUUAAAACUACAUGAAGAUUUAAGAAUUCUAUUAAGUAAUAAAAACAAAGAAACAUGUCUACUGAAGCACAAACUGCUGGGAAUGAGGUGGCUGAACAAAAUGGUGAUGCCAAUGCACCCAUUGAAGGCCAACCCGAAGGUCAGCAACAACAGCAGCAACAACCUCAGUCCAAAAUGGAGUCAUUCUUUGCCAUGACCAAGUCUCUGAUACUCCGCGCUCUUAUUAUAUACUUUGUGUCCUCCUUCUUUAGAAGAGGUCCACCACCUGCCGCUAAUCCAAAUGAAAAAUCCCCCGCAACUGGUCCUAAAAUCCAUGCCUGGAAUUACUUUGAAAAUGGCACACUUUUCGAUUUACACGUAUGGCUUUCGGAAAAUGCCGAUGAUGUCAACUUCCAACAAACUUCAAAUUUACUAUGGCUCCAAGAAGAUCUCAUCUAUGGCGAUUGGUCCUCAGGACCCAAUCGUGAUGGCCUUUUCCAUCAUCAAGUGACCAUUAAAGCCACACCAAAACUUAUGAACAAUGGUUCCGUUUAUCUGCACGCUUUCGUUACUAAAUCCGGAGAAUCACCAGACCCUAAAGCGCCAAAUUUUGCCAAAAAUGGUCUAAUGGGUUAUCAACAGAAACAGUUGAAUAAAUUCAAGAAAAUACGUGUUAAUCGGAAUUAUAAUCUUUUGGCUAGUGAGCAAGAGAAAUUGGCAUUUGAAUUGGCCCAGGCAAAUUUAAAAGAUACCAUUGUCUCACAUUGGCAUCCAAAUUUAACCCUGAACGUUGUUGUAGAUCAAACAAAUUGGGCUCAAGGCACAGUACCUCCACCAUUGGAUGAAUAUGUGAAAUUUGUUGAUGGUGGUAAAACUUAUUUACCCAUUGUUUUUGUUAAUGACUAUUGGAAUCUGCAGCGUGAUUAUUAUCCCAUCAAUGAGACUACCCCUGAGCUACCUUUACAUUUGACUUUCCAACCUAUCGGUAUGUUUAAAUGGCAAUUGUAUGCUGCCCAGCAGAUGAAAAACAAAUUUGCCGGUAAUGUUUUGGGUGAACUGAUGGCUUCCGGUGGCGGUGAGGAAAACGAUGAAGAUCAGGAUUCCCUUAAAGAAACUAUGUUGGAAACAAAUAUCUAUCUUUUGGGUUUAACUAUCGCUAUCUCUAUAUUACAUUCAAUCUUUGAGCUUUUGGCCUUCAAAAAUGACAUACAAUUUUGGAAUAAUCGUCAGUCUUUGGAAGGUCUUUCUGUACGUUCAGUAUUCUUCGGUGUUUUCCAGGCAUUAAUCGUUUUACUUUAUGUUCUCGAUAAUGAAACAAACUUUAUGAUUCGUGUAUCUUGUUUCAUUGGUUUGGGCAUUGAAGUUUGGAAAAUUCACAAAGUUGUCGACAUCAAUUACAAUACCGAUCAAAAAAUAUUUGGCGUACUACCAAAAAUCUCCUUUAAGGAUAAGGGCUCAUAUUCCGAAAGCGAAACAAAAGCUUACGAUAAUUUAGCAUUUAAAUAUCUCGGUUGGAUUUGUUUCCCUCUUCUAGUCGGUUAUUUCAUUUACUCCAUGGUCUAUAAUGAACAUAAAGGCUGGUAUUCCUUUUUGUUGAACAUGUUAUAUGGUUAUUUGCUGACAUUUGGCUUUAUCAUGAUGACACCACAAUUGUUUAUUAAUUAUAAAUUAAAAUCGGUUGCCCAUAUGCCAUGGCGCAUGAUGACCUAUAAAUUUUUAAACACAUUUAUCGACGACAUUUUUGCAUUUGUUAUUAAAAUGCCAACAAUGUAUAGAUUGGGUUGCUUCCGUGACGAUAUUGUGUUCUUUAUAUUCCUCUAUCAACGCUGGCAAUACCGUGUUGAUCUUAAACGUGUUAAUGAAUUCGGUUUCUCCGGCGAAAUGGCUGAACAGGCUGCACAAAAGAAACUCGAGGGUACGACACAAGCUCUCAAGGACACACCGAAAGAGGAAAAACCAGCGACAGCUGCUAAACCCAAAUCAGCAGCAGAUAAGAAGCAGGAUUAAUUUUAAGCAUUUUCUUUUCUAGUAAAUGUAUAUUAAAUAAAACAAUUUUAUAUAGGUCAGA
Messenger RNA from Lucilia cuprina (Australian sheep blowfly), 2337 nucleotides. RefSeq names its product cleft lip and palate transmembrane protein 1 homolog. NCBI's taxonomy places the organism in Eukaryota, Metazoa, Arthropoda, Insecta, Diptera, Calliphoridae. The transcript is spliced from 3 exons. Gene Ontology annotation, cellular component: membrane; endomembrane system. The record is from RefSeq and is a predicted model, not a curated record. Bases 345 to 2276 code for a protein of 643 amino acids.